This is a messenger RNA of Tetrahymena thermophila SB210, 240 nucleotides long. Its product is annotated as LITAF-like zinc ribbon domain protein. NCBI's taxonomy places the organism in Eukaryota, Ciliophora, Oligohymenophorea, Hymenostomatida, Tetrahymenidae. The transcript is spliced from 2 exons. The record is from RefSeq and is a predicted model, not a curated record.
AUGAAUAAAGUGCAUAAUGAAAGUAAUAGUUUAAAGUAAGCUUAAUAGUUAUCACAACAAGAAUAAAUCAAUCAAGAUUAAGCUUAAACCUAAGUUAAUACUUCUAAGCAAUCUGAUCCCAUUAAAUCCCCUAAUCCUGUCUAAAUUACUUGUGAGAACUGUAAUUAAACAGGUUAAACAGAAGUAAAAAGAGAGUUAAAUUUGAAAGCUGUCUUCUAACUUCUAAAAAUUAUUUUAUGA